AUGUGGGGGCAGUCCAUUUACCAUUUACCAACAUUAACGAGUGUGCCCGAGUGGACCAAGUGCAGCAGCCGUGAGAAACGCAAGGAGAAGAAGGUGGAGAAGCCGUUCUACUCGGACUCGGAGGGCGAGUCCGGGCCGACGGAGUCCGCCGACAGUGAGUCGGAUUCGGCCAGCGGCUCGGAGAGCGGCAGCGGCAGCGAGGAGAGCGGCUCGGGAUCAGAGAGCGAGGAGAGCGAGGAAGGCUCCGACUCCGAGGAAGAGGAGGAAGACGAGGAGGAGAAGAAGAAGAAGAAGAAGAAAGAAACGAAGAAGCCCGUUCAGGAGAGUGAAAGUGAGCAGAGCAGCGAGGAGGACGAGCGAAAGCACGCGCCAAAGAGCAAACAGCGGAAGAGCGAGUCGGAGUCGGACGACGACGAGGAGAGCGAGUCUGAAAGCAGCCAGUCGGAGUCCGAAGACUCCGAGUCGGAGGUGGAGGUGAAAAAGAAGAAGAAGUUGAAUCUAAACCUCCUUCGAAACCUGUGA
Salarias fasciatus (jewelled blenny) is the source of this 522-nucleotide messenger RNA. Its product is annotated as AP-3 complex subunit beta-2-like. The transcript is spliced from 6 exons. Lineage: Eukaryota; Metazoa; Chordata; Actinopteri; Blenniiformes; Blenniidae. The record is from RefSeq and is a predicted model, not a curated record. The coding region runs from base 1 to 522 and encodes 173 amino acids.